This is a messenger RNA of Sphaeroforma arctica JP610, 852 nucleotides long. RefSeq lists its product as hypothetical. The record is from RefSeq and is a predicted model, not a curated record. Lineage: Eukaryota; Ichthyosporea; Ichthyophonida. The annotation marks the transcript as partial. The transcript has 3 exons.
GUGGUAGGCAAUACCCAAAGCCACAGCAAGGGGGUGAGUGUAGGCUUAGACGGACCAUUGUUUGUCCCAGCGUACAGUGGGGCAUCAGCUGUACUGCGGUACAUGCGCACAGUCCGUUGGCAUGACAACAGAGACUCAACUGGUGCAGGCUUGCUGCCAACAAACGGUAGAUCCGGUGGUAAAGGGAAGACAAGGAGGAGUGACUCUGAAAAGGGGAGUAUUCACCGACACACACCUAAAGGCACUUGUCCAGCUGAGAGUGCGAGCUUAGACACACACGCAAAUGUAUCGAUGGAACUUCCGUACACACCCAUGGAAGACCGAACACGUGCUGUUGGCCUUGACGUUGACGUGGGAUCGACUGAUACACUAGGAAGCAUGCGCAUCGCAGCAACACUCACUCAGAUUCUGGACACGUGUUCGAAGUGGGAUGCGUCGGUGUUGUCCGUUACCAUGGCAACGGUAGAUUCAUAUACCCGACUCGCUUCAGGCAAAUGGGAGACAACGGGAGUUGAGUUGAAAUCGAAUUUGAAAUCGACACUGAAGCCGGAACCGGGUUCAAAACAACGGGCGAAAACACACCGGAGACAUGUUUCAUUCAAUAGCCAAUCAGAUGGUCCAAUUGAUAAAAUGGGCCAAUUAGGUGCGACCACUAUCAAGAAGAGUUUAUCAGUUGCGGGUGACGAAUCUGGUGCAGAGAAUGCCCAAAAGGAACAGCGUGAGUCUGCGUGCUCAGAUCAAGGACGAACGUGCGGAGAGCGACAGUGCUGUGUCGAGAGUCGUGCUGUCGCCAUGGCUACGGCGGUGGAGGCAUUCGAUUGGUUAGCGACUCUUCCACCAUGCAUUUGUUAA